This is a messenger RNA of Ipomoea nil (Japanese morning glory), 1810 nucleotides long. RefSeq lists its product as uncharacterized. NCBI's taxonomy places the organism in Eukaryota, Viridiplantae, Streptophyta, Magnoliopsida, Solanales, Convolvulaceae. Gene Ontology annotation, biological process: rRNA base methylation. The coding region runs from base 3 to 1673 and encodes 556 amino acids. The record is from RefSeq and is a predicted model, not a curated record. Gene Ontology annotation, molecular function: rRNA (uridine-N3-)-methyltransferase activity. Gene Ontology annotation, cellular component: cytoplasm. The transcript has 5 exons.
UCAUGAAGCAUAGUUUGAAUAAGAGUGGAGAAGAGAAGUGGGCAAAACACUACAGUAACCAGCACAGGAUUCUGCUAGUGGGCGAAGGAGACUUUUCUUUCUCCGCCAGUUUAGCGGCGGCUUUUGGGUUUGCUUCUAACAUGACUGCCACUUCCCUCGACUCUGAAGGGGAUUUAUGGAAUGUUUACGACAGAGCUGUUUACAACAUUGAAGAAUUGAUGAGAAAGGGAUGCAAGGUGAUUCAUGGUGUUAAUGUUGCUUCCAUGGAUUCUCAUCCCAGCUUGAAGGACUUGACAUUUGAUCGUAUAAUUUUCAAUUUCCCAUUUGCUGGGGUGUCCAUGAUAAGCAAAGGAUCUCAACAUUGUCCACACCGAGGCCUGGUAAAGGCAUUCCUGAGAGCUGCCAAGGAGAUGAUUGAUGAAGAUGGUGAAAUCCAUAUCACUCAAAGAACAGAUGGGAUUCUUGGUGAAAUGAAGAUAGAAUUCAUUGCAUUUCAGCAGUGGCUUGAACUUGUUGGGGUUGUAGAUUUCAAUGUUUCUGAUUAUCCGGGUUACAGCCCUAAAUGGGAGUUAGGAAAUGGGUAUAAUGUAGAGUAUAUUCCUCCUAGUAGUAGAACUUACAAGUUCCGACGACCUCAUCAUCCACUCCCACCCCCACCCCCAAAGAUUGUUCAUCAUGCUCUUGCAGCAAGUAGCAACAGCAGCAGUGUUAAUGAUGAUUAUGUCCCGAAUUUUGUCAAUGCCAAUAAUAUUUCGCAACGUGCAUCCAGCUCUAGUGACACUACAUGCAUAUGCAACAAAGACGACGGGAGUGGUGAUAGCAAAUACUGGUGCCAUUGCCAUAUGAGGAGGGAGCUGCCAACAAAGACGACGGGGUGGUGUAUGUACCCUUCUCCUUCCAUGAUCCUACAGCCAACGCCAUAUGGGGGAGCUACUUGUAGUAAUAGUGGACAGUAUCAUCAUCACCAAAAUUUUGUUUCUCCAACAACAUACUAUAGUGCUAUUAAGCAGCAGAAUGAACUAGCAGGGUUGCAGCAAGAAAGGUGGAUAAAACACUACAGCAAUCGCCACAAGAUUCUGCUUGUGGGUGAAGGAGACUUCUCCUUCUCUGCCAGUUUAGCUGUUGCCUUCGGCUUUGCUUCUAACGUCACUGCAACUUCUCUUGAUUCUGAGGAGUUCUUGACUUUCCAUUACUGCAAAGCUUUUAUCCACCUUAAAGAAUUGAAAAACAGAGGGUGUAAGGUGAUUCAUGGUGUUGAUGCUACCUCCAUGGCAUACCAUCCCAGCUUGAUGGGCUCCACGUUUGACAGGAUUAUUUUCAACUUUCCAUAUGCCGGAUUUUUCAAUGAUUCGUCCCGCCAAUCUAAGAUUAGUUGUCAUCAAUCCAUGAUAUGGAUGUUCCUGGAGAAUGCAAAGCAGAUGCUGAGCCAAAACGGCGAAAUCCACAUCACCCACAAGACCAAUGGAUUCCACCAACAAUGGGGUAUAGUUUCUCUUGCGAUUCAGCAGGGGCUUGAGCUUGUAGACAGUGUUGAGUUUAAUGUUAGUGAUUAUCCAGGCUACAGUAACAAGUAUGGGUUUGGGGGUGACAAUAGUUUCGACUGCUCUCCUAGUAAAACUUACAUGUUCCGACUCCCUCGUACCACAUGGCCUGGCCGCCUUCCUUGGGUUUAGGUUAGGUUACUGAUCCAUCAUUAUCUGCUGCCAUGUUCUUGCAGCAGCCAGUUUGUAAACUCUGUUUUUUUUUCUUUCUUUCUUGUUUGCUGUAAUGGAUUAUUAGUUGUAAGUAUUGGUCAGUGGUUUUACUAAAA